AUGGAGACUCAAGGUUUGUCUACGGAUAGGAUCAGCACCCUUCCGCAAUCUCUAAUAGAAAAUAUCCUCUGUCUUGUACCGAUCAAAGAUGCAGUGAGGACGAGUGUCCUCGCUAGGGAAUGGAGAUCCAAAUGGACCACAAUUCCUAAACUUGUGUUUAGUGAGUAUUCAUUUGAUUUAUCUACCAAAUUCAAUAAGGUCAAGCUGUCCCAAAUGAAGAAUACCGAUCCACUCUACAUGGAACGUCAAAGAAAAAUGAUGAGCAGGAAGUGUAAACUUUUCUAUGCUUUAUUCCAAGUUCUAUCGGUACACCAGGGUCCAAUACAUGAGUUUGGCCUUUCCACAGACGGAGACGACACCUAUGUAGAAGUUGACCAAAUAAUAGGUCAUUUGGCAAGGAACAGUGCUCUUAAGAAACUUACACUCGACUUGGCCACCCGUCCAUGUUAUUAUAAAGUGCUGUUAUCUUUCUUCUCUUUCUUCUCAUUGCAUCAUCUAACAGAGUUGGAUCUUCUGGCUGUCAUAUUACCCUACAACCAGCUUCCAGUCCAUUUAGGAGCCUUACAAGAUUGUGCUUGA
Messenger RNA from Erigeron canadensis, 579 nucleotides. RefSeq names its product F-box/FBD/LRR-repeat protein At1g13570-like. Gene Ontology annotation, molecular function: protein binding. NCBI's taxonomy places the organism in Eukaryota, Viridiplantae, Streptophyta, Magnoliopsida, Asterales, Asteraceae. The coding region runs from base 1 to 579 and encodes 192 amino acids. The record is from RefSeq and is a predicted model, not a curated record. The transcript has a single exon.